AUGUUUCCCAAGGAAGGGGAAAAUAGCACUAGCCUUGACAUAACGUCCGUGAAGGAAGAUGAUUUUAAAGUUACUGAAGAUCUCAUCAACGGCAUACGCAUAAAGACCUUCUUUCCAAAUGAUGGGAUAUUCGUGACAAGAGUGUUGGAUUCUGGUACUCUCACAUGGGAUGGAGUCGAUGAUGAAGAAUGUACAUCGUGUGUUAUUUACACCAGAGGCGGGUUUGCCUGUUUGCUUGAAUUGACUAUAAAAACUGAAACAUCCGUCCGAUUUGCAUAUUUUGAAAAGAAGGGAGGGAAUGAAUGGAAAAGGAUUUCAGAAACAUCAUUUAGUGAAAAGUUUGAUAAAAUGGAAGAAAGUUAUCUUAAACGGAGGCCAAUAAACCUCUUAUCCACCAGAAAGGACUCUAGCAAAGAAUCAAGUUUAAGAGGGUCCCAAUCUGAGGAUGAGACCGCCGCGACUACAGAGGCUUCUGCUGAAGAAGCUGAAUCUGCAGGUGCAUCAAGUUCUCAUCCACCCUAUCUUUACAAUGAGAAAAACACCUCCGCUACACUUGACCUCGCAAAUGUUGACAAGUACAAAACAUAUGUUUAUGACACUACCUACAAUGGUCUUACACUCACCAGCUACCGUGCAAGGGACAAUGUCCACUUUAACAAAGUUGUGGAUGGAAAUAUUCCCAUCUGGGAAGCUCAAGAAGGUGACAAAGGCAUCUUGUGCGAAUACUACUCAGAAGUUGGAUAUUUUACUUUAUUUUUAAUACGAUACAAGUCCGGAGAUUCAUAUUACUUUAAAUAUUACGUCAAGGAAAACGACAUCUGGAUAAGUAUUGACAAGAAGGCAUUUUACAACAGACUCAACUUUUUGAAUUUCUAG
Molecule: messenger RNA, 876 nt
Organism: Theileria equi strain WA
Lineage: Eukaryota; Apicomplexa; Aconoidasida; Piroplasmida; Theileriidae
Exons: 1
Coding region: 1-876 (291 amino acids)
Source: RefSeq, a predicted model, not a curated record